Messenger RNA from Aspergillus luchuensis, 2148 nucleotides. RefSeq names its product Zn(II)2Cys6 transcription factor. NCBI's taxonomy places the organism in Eukaryota, Fungi, Ascomycota, Eurotiomycetes, Eurotiales, Aspergillaceae. Gene Ontology annotation, biological process: regulation of DNA-templated transcription; DNA-templated transcription. The record is from RefSeq and is a predicted model, not a curated record. Gene Ontology annotation, molecular function: zinc ion binding; DNA-binding transcription factor activity, RNA polymerase II-specific; DNA binding. Bases 1 to 2148 code for a protein of 715 amino acids. The transcript has 4 exons.
AUGUACCUAGAGAUGCACUCGCUUAAGCGGUCAAUCCCUGACCAGGCUGUAGGGCCGACAAAACGAAGCGCUUGGCAACAGCCAGCGUCAUGUGAGUUCUGCCGGCUUAAGAAGAUCCGAUGUGACAAGCAACGCCCUUGCUCUAGUUGCGUAGCUAGAGAUACAACCUGUGAAUAUGUUUCAUUGGCAGGAGGGACCCUGCAUCCAGCGGUCCAAACAGGUGUCAAUGAUAGUGCUCCGGCUACGUACAUAGGCACUCCGUCGUUAGAAAGAGAUAUCCAGGAGGUAAAGGAGCGCUUGAAGAGGGUAGAACAACUGUUGCUGGAACGUCAGAGCCCACUCCAAGGCUCAAAUCCGGGGGACGUAGAUUCUUUGGUUAUUACUCCCCAGCCUGAAUCCAAGGCAGUAUUGCGUAAUGUUAACCACGAGGAGUGGGACAAUCUGGAAUCCAUUGCAGCGUCCCCGCAGACUGAAGGAUUGAAGGAUUCGAAAACUGAAAACAAAAGUCUACAGAGCCAAGCACCCUCGGCAAUAACGCAGGAGUGCGGUAUAGAUCGGCAGCUCCCUCCGGUUGACACAGCUAUGGCACUGCUUGAACACUACGUUCAAGGAGUAGACUAUUUGGGUCGUGUAGUCCAUGCCCCAUCGACACGCAGUCUCCUUGAAAGUGUAUAUUCUCAGCUGUCACAGUCAACUAGUCCUCCCGCCGAAAGUAUCAUAUUCCUUCUAGCCAUAUUUGCUUCCGCGUCAUUCUAUCUAGAAUGUGGGCAGCUCCAUCUAUCAUCUGACGGGCUACACCUGCACGCAGGACAAUCCCACCGUUGGAAAGAGACCACUCUUCAGCAUAUGUUGCAAAUGGAUCAGCUUUUCUCGUGCUCAAUGAUGUCAUUGCAAUCAGCUUUGAUCAUCCUAGUCCUUCUUUGGGAUUCAGAAGGGCAAUCAAAAAGAUUUCAUACUCUGAAAAGCCUCGCGUAUGCGAAGGCAAUUCAAAUGGGGAUGCAUAAUGUAGAUGCAGGAUCGUCAGACGUUGGGCAAGAUCGCCUCGAACAGGAGAUGAAGCGCCGUUUAUGGUGGCACCUCACUUGUACAGAUUGGUUACUUGGAAGCGCACCCGGCCCACAGCAGGGUAUUUACAUGAUCAGCCCUCACCAUACGACGGUCAAGUAUCCUGCGAAUAUCGAAGACGAAGAUCUGACCGAAGAGGGUAUUCAUCGACACCCGAAACCCGACCGUCACCCAACAUCGAUGUCAUUCUUCCUCUGUCGUCUCAAAUUCGCCCAACUCUGUCGCGAAUCCAUGGACGCAAUUCAACAUGCAAAGACUACGCAACCAUCACAACUCAUAUACCCGCUCAUACUGGAAAUAAGCGACAAGUACAUGUCUUUCCUCAGGGAGCUACCGUGGUUCUUCCGUCUUGAAGACGAAGAAGACGAGGCGAAACGUACAGACUUGACCAAGAAGCAGCCCUACAUCUCGCAUCAGCGCGCUGUGCUUCUCUAUGGCAUUUACUCACGCCUAGGUCGCCUCCACCGCCCGUUCGUCACUAAAGGUAUCGCCGACCCUGGCUUUGCAGGUUCAUACAAUAUCGGUAUCGAGUGCGCGGAGAGACUCCUACGGAUCCGUCGCAUGACGGCGGUCCACGGGAGUCAGCUGCUUGACAUAUUCGGCCGCUCGCAGAGUGUUGACCAGCAUACUUUCAAUGCUAUGCUGCUGCUCACAAUAGAUGUGAUGGCGCAUCCGAACUCGCCUGAUUCAGAGCGCCGCAGAGCGGACGUUAUUGAGAUAUGCCACAUCUUGCAAGAUAAGCAUGUAAGGUUGGGUCAGCCUGCGAAUGGAAUUAGUCGAGCCGUGCAAAUGCUGUUGGAUAUCGUGCGGAAUUCGAACAGGCCCCACAUCAAGGACAAAGAUCGUAUUGACAGCACCGGUCAGGUUAGCUCAAAUACUGCGCAAAGUAUGGAUAGUCUAGUGGUUCCGGAUCAAUGCACAAUGGCAUCGGAAGCAUCGUAUCAAACGGCGUGGAUCGACGAGUUCCUUUCAAUAUCUGAUGAUCAAGAUAUGGACACCCUUUUCGAUGAGCUCUGGGGAUCUUACUCAGAGACGAGCAUUCCAUCUCGGGAGGGCUUCUUGAACCGGGAGGGGCUCUCCUAG